Messenger RNA from Lathyrus sativus (Indian pea), 288 nucleotides. Lineage: Eukaryota; Viridiplantae; Streptophyta; Magnoliopsida; Fabales; Fabaceae. The record is from the annotation of a GenBank genome assembly.
AUGGGAAGUGAGGAUGGAAGAGAUCCAUUCAAAGGUGUAGAUUGGAAAGCUGUUGGCGGUGAGAUGCAGCAAAACCCUAAUGUCCAACCAUCUCUCGCAAAACGACUCCCCAAGAAAAUUAGACUAGUACCGGAAUUCUAUUUCCUUCCUAAAUGGCCACUACCAUCCGCCUUGUUGUUCUGCAGUGCCUGUAUUGCCGGUGGAGUUGGUGCUGGUAUGCUAGUAGAAGCAUGGAUAGACAAGAAAGUUAAAGAUGAUGGUGGGGUUAUAUGGGAGUUUGAAAAAUAA